Seminavis robusta is the source of this 2124-nucleotide messenger RNA. Lineage: Eukaryota; Bacillariophyta; Bacillariophyceae; Naviculales; Naviculaceae. The record is from the annotation of a GenBank genome assembly.
CUUAGUAAAGAUGGACAAAGGUUUUCCCUCAGGAGCCUUUCUAUUGUCAAAGCUCGCAGGAUCUCUUGGUCCUGAUCGUUCAUCCAGGUUUUGGUGAGCAAGUUUCUUUCCUGCUUCUCCAAAGAUCCCAGAAGAUACUCCCAACUCCACUGGCUUCGCAUUAUAAUAAUCCUCAUCAAUCCGAACCAACAAGUUUACUAACAAAAUGACAAGAGAGACCCUUGAAGAGUGCUUGGAGGCUUCGUGUCAACAAAAGAUACCGAACACCUCACCAUGCAUCUCAUCAUUGGCAUUUGUUGCCACAAAAGCAGCACCAGCCUCCUCCUCCGCUCCUUUAAAAAUUGGAAAAUAGGAACCCUGGCAACAUAGACUACUAGACUAAUAGUCAAUAGCUUUUGCUUGUGAGAGACAAAACACCCAAUGCAACGUCUGAUCUCUUUGACCUCUCUGGUCACUAUUGUUUUCUUGAUUGUCCUUUCGAGCGCCUCAGCCAACGCCUUUACUCCCCACACCACCAAGUCUCUGACUUCUACUCGUCCUUCUACUCGGACUGAUUCGGUGUUCCCCGCUACUCAUCCCAUUGUUUCAAAAAAUUCACAACAACAACAACAGCAGACGUUUUCUGCCAUGCCUUCCUCUACCGCUCUCAAAACGACAGGAGGCGAUGCUGCUGCUCCGCCUGCUCCGGCCAAGCGUAUCCGUAUUUCGGCGUUUGAUUCCAUGAGAUUCUUUUUGAUUGUCUUUAUCUGCAUUGGCCACUUUAUUCGCUUUGUGGAUCCUUCCAAAUUUGUCAUGAACUUUUUCGCACAAGUCAAUGUGGUGGUCGGGGCCUUUUUUGUCUUGAGUGGCUACGUCACGGCUUACACGGCCACUACCAAUGGUGCCUACGAGGCAUCUCCGAAACUCAAGCCCUCAGCUGUGUGGACAUUAAGCAAAGUCUUUGGCUAUUGGCCCCUCCAUAUGAUUGUCUUGGCCAUCUUUGCGCCCGUAUUCCUCUACGCCGAUGUCACCUACAAUGGAUGGUUCCAAUCCGCAAUUCAUGGACUCAUGAGCGCCACAAUGACGCAAGCUUGGUUCCCCAUGCAUGCCGAAGUCUGGAAUGCUCCCUCGUGGUUCUUGUCGGCAUUGGCAUUUGCCACUGCCACUCUUCCCUUUGCCUUGCCACACAUGGCCAAAAUGAAAAAGUCGGAAUUAAAGAGGACCAUGCUCUAUUUGGUCGCUGCCGGUUUGAUCCCAAAACUUGGGUACUCCUAUGAUCACAAUGUCUGGGGAGUCAUGGAAGGUGUCACGUCCCCCAAGGCGUUUCCCAAUAUGGCCAUUUUCAAUAACCAGCGCUUCAAUCCCUUCUUUAAUACAGUCGAAGUCUUGUUGGGUGCCGCUGCGUGCCGUGUGGUCAUGCUCGAUGGGGUCGAUGAAGACAAGGAUAAGGUCCCUCAAACCAAUACCAUGUCCAGUCUCUUGCCCUUGGUGGGCAUGAUUGCCAUUUUGGCAUUGCGUGCCACGGAAGUCUUGCAAUUGAAUGACAUGUUGACCCGUUGUCUCUUGUUCUUGCCUCUCUUUGUGCGAUUCAUGAUGUCCUGUCAUCGGGCCGCUGUGGCCGAAGCCACGGGCACAUCCAAGAGCAAAGAUCUCAUUGUGUCCUUCUUGUCCAGCGGAGCAUUGACCAAUCUGGGAUCCUUGGCAUUCCCCAUGUUUUUGGUGCAUGGACCCAUUGGACAAAUCUGCUACAAGAAAAUUAUUGCCACCAAAUUGUUUGGUGGAACUCUCAACAAACUCUAUGGAGCAAACUUUUUCUAUGCCUAUUUGGGUAUUGUGGUUGGGACUGCCUUUUUGUUGAAAAAGCUCGUCUUGGAAAGCAAGGCCAUUGGGACCUGGUCCAAAAAUACUGCCGCCAAAUGGUCCAAGGGAAUGUAGGCAGAUCUACAUGUACUGCACCAAAAUAAGUGUAUGUAUGGAGUGUCCAGCAAGAUGAUUUACAAGAACAGCGAAUAAACACUAAAGCCUGUCACCAGCUAGCUAGAAGUAGUGUAUGCGAGGUACAGUACCGUAUAUAGAACCCAUGUCAUAAGUCAACAUACUGGACAGAGUAUCUUGUAACUGCAUUAGACAACGUUUGCCUUUCGU